Drosophila teissieri is the source of this 803-nucleotide messenger RNA. It is a transcript of the gene tut, whose product is annotated as probable RNA-binding protein 46. NCBI's taxonomy places the organism in Eukaryota, Metazoa, Arthropoda, Insecta, Diptera, Drosophilidae. The record is from RefSeq and is a predicted model, not a curated record. The transcript has 3 exons. Gene Ontology annotation, molecular function: RNA binding. Bases 49 to 723 code for a protein of 224 amino acids.
UUUUAAGCACGCGUGUUUUGCUUUGUUUUUUUUUAGUUUAAGCCAAAAAUGGAUUUUGAGAGCAAGUACUGCACCAGUCAUCUAAAUGGCACUAUUUCCAUAACUACGCGCAAGGUCCUUGAUGAAAAUCAGAAAUCCUUGUUGGAGGAGGGAGAGGGCGAGCUGUUUCUCACGUGCAUAUCCAAAGACCAGCGCUGUUCUCCGGAGAGGAUUGUGGAACUGGCCAGCGAACUGGGUGAGGUUUACGUGCUGCGCUAUAAGAUAGAUUUUUCGGGCAAAUCGCGCGGCUACGCCUACUUGCAAUAUAUCAAUGCGCCCCUCAAGGAAGCAGCCCUGGAAUAUCUGCCAAUGCGAUUUCGCAAACUCAACCUGCCCAUAAAGGUGGAGACAUCGAUGAACAACCGCGAGCUGGUGCUCCACCGGGUGGAAUCGUCGCUUAGACCAUGGCAAGUUUACCAGAAGAUGCUUGAGAUACAUCCCUUCACUAUCCUUCGAGUGUACGAGUACCGACUCGACAAGUUCUUCUAUAUAUUUGGGUACCGCAACAAUGACACGGCCGCAAGUGCACAUAAAAGAGUGAGGAAUGCGAUCAGGAAGUUUGGCAAGCGUGCGCACAUCGCCUGGUUGAGUCAGGAGCACAUCUUGAGCGGAGUCCAGGGAAGCUCCUGUUUCCACCAGGAACUAAGCCAAAAUCUAAGACAAAGGGGCUGUUUCAAAUUUUAAGGCGAAGUGGUCGAAUCUCUUAUCAAUUAAGUUAUUUACGGGUUGCUAUAAACUAAUCUAUUAAGCUCAAAGUAUAUAGA